This is a messenger RNA of Trichobilharzia szidati, 1887 nucleotides long. Lineage: Eukaryota; Metazoa; Platyhelminthes; Trematoda; Strigeidida; Schistosomatidae. The record is from the annotation of a GenBank genome assembly.
UAAAAAUUAAGUUUGACAUUGUCAUAAUAUUGAUAUCGGAUCCUGAAUAAAAAUUUAUAUACAAAAAUGCAGUCUAGUUGAUUUCUAUAAGUUUUCCCAUUGCAUUCGGUUAACCUCAUACUUUCAGUUACUUAAUGUAGCCAUAUAAAACACCCGGGUUUUCAACUCGGCAAACGCGUUCACAUUGUGAUUAAUUAAUUUUUGAGAUGUCGUCUACUGCUGAACCGAAAUUAUCUAAAUUAGACCAUCGGCUACAGGCUGCCAUCAGUGGACGACGUUUUUAUGAAGCUCAUCAGUUAUACAAAACAAUACACUUCCGUUGUAUUAUGCGAAAAAACUAUCAAGAAGCAUUAAAAUAUCUUAAAUCUGGUUCUGAAUUUCUACUUGAUAAUGAACAAUGGGAAAGUGGGACAGAAUUAGCCUGCCUUGUCCUAGAUGUAUACAGUCAAAGUGGAUCCCUUCUAACUGAAUCACAUUUGGCCGAAGUGUGUGAACUAUUAAUCCGAAUGACACCUGGUGAAGAAAGAACGCGAUUUAUCAGUAAAGCACUACAAUUACUUCAAAAACAAAAAGAUCUCUUGGCUAGUUUCAAUGGUUAUUUAGCUCGUGUCUUAUGGCAAGAAGGAUCAUUUAGUGAGGCAAGACUACGCAUUAUGCUAUCAUCGAAUGGUUAUGCAGCUGGUAGUUUUCUUGUCGCAUUACACCAACGCUAUGGAUUACGAUCAGAGAUUGAUUUGUUUAUUGCACAAGCUGUUCUACAAUUUCUUUGCAUGAAACAGACCACUGUAGCGAUUAUUACAUUUUACACCUAUACAAGAGGACAUCCUCGAUUAGAGCCGGGACCACCGUUUACACACUUUCCAUUACUUAAUUUUCUAUGGUUUCUUAUGUUAGCCAUUGAAAAGAAGUGUAGUCUAGCGGUGUUUUCUGUCCUGUGUGAAAAAUACAGUCCACAGUUGAAUAGAGAUUCAUCGUAUGUAAAGUAUUUAGAUAAAAUUGGUCAAUUAUACUUUGGUGUAAAACCGCCAACCAAUGAAAUGAAUAAUUUUUUCUCACGAAUUAUGCAAAUGUUUAAUGAUGGUGGUGAUAAACUCGACGAUUCAAUGCUAAAUGAAGGGUCAAGUUGUUAUGCUGCAUUAAAUAAUAUCAAUGAUGUAAAUUCAUCACCGGAUGAAAUGUGUUUUGAAGAUGUGGAUUAAGCACCUCUCUUCUCUGUCUUUAUUUAUUCCUAUCUAGUUAAUACACAGUGCCUUUCAGUUAACAAUGGAUAACAUAUAUAUGCAACAGCAUCUCGUUUCCUUUCUUUUUUGUAUAACUGGAUGAAGUGAUUACACACAACUCGACCUUCUCCUAUAUGCCUACUUUCUUUAUUGGCGAUAAUAGACGCGCGGCGAGAGUGGCCGGAGGAGGUCAACUUGUCUUGUUUCAAGGUUGUGUUUCUGUAAACUGACCGAUACAUGAAUAUCCUGUGGGUUUACUCUCUUCUUCUUAUUAUUAUUCUAAUGGGCAUUGAAUGCAUCAAAAAACCCUAAUCUUUAUGUUCAAUUCUAUUCUUUUCUUCAAUUCCCUUUGCCUCUUAUUCCUCUUUCUUCUUGUCUUGUCUUUUUUUCUGUCAUAUUUCUCUUUCGAAAAGCAAAAUGCACAAAAUGUUUUCUUGUCUACUACUUUAAAUAAAUUGAAUUGUGUACAGAUUUUGUAUUAUGGUUUUAAAUUUUGUUGGUUUGUGUGUGUUUGUGUGUUCGUGUGGUGCAACUGUUGUAUACAAUUUUUCUAUUGAGCACUGUCAACGUGUCGAAUAGUGUUAGCUGACACUUAUGGUUGGGUUGGGAAAGGAGAUAAGGCCGGUCAGACCAGAUCAAUGUUUUGGACUGUUGGUUUGAGCCAGCU